Messenger RNA from Trichomycterus rosablanca, 2420 nucleotides. It is a transcript of the gene pros1, whose product is annotated as protein S. Gene Ontology annotation, molecular function: calcium ion binding. Gene Ontology annotation, cellular component: extracellular region. Lineage: Eukaryota; Metazoa; Chordata; Actinopteri; Siluriformes; Trichomycteridae. The transcript is spliced from 14 exons. The record is from RefSeq and is a predicted model, not a curated record. Bases 14 to 2005 code for a protein of 663 amino acids.
UCCGGACUUGACGAUGUGGAUGAAUCCAGGACUGUGUGCGGUGCUGUUAGCGGCUCUCUGCGAUGCUCAGCAGUUCCUCACACAGAACAAAGCCAGCCAGUUUCUAAAACGGCACCGGCGCGCCAACAUGAUGUUUGAGGAGAGCAAGAAGGGUAACCUGGAGAGGGAGUGCAUCGAAGAGCUGUGCAGUAAGGAGGAAGCCCGCGAGAUCUUUGAGAACAACCUGGAGACAAACUAUUUCUACCCAAAGUAUAUCGAGUGCCUGGGAUACCAUCGUGUGGGCAUCAUUAACCAGAAUGCAAAUCCUGCGAUUUCUCAGGACCUUCGCACCUGCAUUCAAGAGAUCAGUAAUCAGUGCUUGCCUCUGCCGUGUUAUAAAGAGGGCUACCAGCGCUGCGUAGAUGGUCACGGAACUUACACCUGUUUGUGCAAACCUGGCUGGAGGGGAGUGAACUGUGAGGAGGACAUCAAUGAGUGUGAAGACCCAGAGUUUCCGUCUGGUUGUACGCAGAGGUGCAUUAACCUCCCUGGAAGUUUCAGCUGUCUGUGUGAUGAUGGGUACUACUUGCACAACAUGGUCCAGUGUAUAGACAUUAACGAGUGUCGGCUUUACCCCAGCAUGUGUAAGGAACCGGCCAGAUGUGUCAACACACCUGGAAAGUUCAUGUGUGUGUGCCCCACAGGAUACAAAUACAACUUUACCUCCCGCGAGUGCCCGGAUGUGGACGAGUGUGAGCAGAAAACAUGCCAUGGUGAGUGUGUGAACACGGUGGGCAGCUACACGUGCCACUGCAAUGGGCGCUCGGGGCUGAAGCUGGCAGAGGACGGGCACGCCUGUGAGGGAAUCCCCGAGUGUCUGCAGCUCUACAGUCAUAAGCAUGAGGAGAUGCUCUACCUGGGGGAGCAGUUUGCAGGCCUGCCCAUGAUCUACCUGCGCUUCCGACUGCCGGAGAGCACAAAGUUUGCUGCAGAGUUUGAUUUUCGAACCUUCGACCCAGAGGGUGUAAUCCUGUAUGCUGAAUCGGUCCUGGACUCGUGGUUCAUGCUGGCUCUGAGGAAUGGGUGCAUCGAGGUUCAGUUUAAGAACUCAUACUCUCUUAAGGUCACCACCGGGGGUAAAGCCAUCAGUGACGGCCAGUGGCACGUGAUCUCAGUGGAGGAGCUGGAGAACAGAAUCAGUGUGAAAAUCAGUAACGAGGCAGUGAUGAGCAUCAGCAGUCCUGGGAAUCUCUUUGCCGCUGUCGACGGAAAAGUGGAGACCAAACUCUACAUCGCCGGCUUGCCCAGCCGCUCCCACAGUGUUAUCAAACCGAUCAACCCCAGAUUAGACGGCUGUAUCCGGGGCUGGAACCUGAUGAACCAGGGGGCUUCUGGGGUGAAGGAGGUUAUUCAUGGGAGGGAGAGCAAGCACUGCUUUGUUAAUGUGGAGAGAGGAUCUUACUUCAGUGGUGCUGGUCUGAUGCAAUUCGACAUUGACUACAACUUUAAAGAUCAGUGGAGAGUCGAUGUGGUGAUGAGCAUGCGUCCAUCCAGCAGCACAGGUGUCCUUUUUGCCCUAGUCAGCAACUCCACUGUCCCUUUGUCUGUCUCUGUGCUGACACGGGGCUUGAAUGAAGCAGACCUGCAGGUGUUCUUAGACGGCGUUCCAGUCGCGACACUCAAGUCCAUAUUGCUGUGUUACCCAGAGCGCUUGGUGGUGGAAAUAAACGUGUCCGCAGAGACCCUCCAGAUUUCGGCUAACUCCUCCAGCGUGUCCUACGUCGAGGCUGAAGAGCUCAGCCAGGCUUUAGCCAGGUUUAGUGCCACCAUGCAGCAGCCGGUCCUCACCUACAUCGGGGGGUUGCCAGAUCAUCUCCCUCUGUCCUCCACUCCGGUCUCGGCCUACUACCACGGCUGCAUGGAAAUCAGUGUGAACAAUCAUCUUCUUGACUUCGAUGAAGCUGUCAGCAAGCACAACAGCAUCAGGUCCUAUUCGUGUCCCCCCGUUAACCCUCCAGACUCCUAAGGCACAAGCUUGUCCUAUCCAGGACAACGUGUUACAACCCAGGACUUGUUAUAAUACAUUAAUUAGCACAAUCACUGUUACAUGUAGUCGUGAACACUUAGGAGAGAGAGAAAGCUCUGAAGCUCUGUGAUGAUUUACAUGUCACUUAAGUGUAUGUAAACUUUUGAUCUUAUAUAUACUAUAUGUGCUCAUGUUCGCUAUAGACAAAUUAGUAUGCCCUAUAUACUAAAACACUAUAUAUACUACUCUAUUUAUUAGAUUUUUUUAUACACAGACAUUAAUAGGAACACAAAACAUACUCCUAAUUUUUUACUUUUAUUUUUUCCAUCUUGGUGGAGUAGUUUGCUCUGUAAAACGAUUGAGUUUUUAUUGUUUUAUUAACAAUUCUUAGUUUUACAUGGAUUUGUAGAAAAAA